AUGGCCGCUUCUAAGAACGAGACUCCCCGCACCGGGCUGGCAACCGGUCUCAACAAGGGCCACAAGACCACCGCCCGCGUCAGCAAGCCGCGUGUGAGCCGCACCAAGGGCCACCUUAGCAAGCGGACUUCUUUCGUCCGCGAGCUCGUCAAGGAGGUCGCUGGCCUUGCUCCCUAUGAGCGCCGCAUCAUCGAACUUCUCCGCAACAGCAAGGACAAGCGUGCCCGUAAGCUCGCCAAGAAGAAGCUGGGCACCUUCGGCCGUGCCAAGGCGAAGGUUGAGGACAUGAACCGUGUCAUCGCCGAGUCUCGCCGUGCCGGCCACUAA
Molecule: messenger RNA, 327 nt
Organism: Chaetomium globosum CBS 148.51
Lineage: Eukaryota; Fungi; Ascomycota; Sordariomycetes; Sordariales; Chaetomiaceae
Product: 60S ribosomal protein L36
Exons: 5
Coding region: 1-327 (108 amino acids)
Biological process (GO): cytoplasmic translation
Cellular component (GO): cytosolic large ribosomal subunit; ribosome
Molecular function (GO): structural constituent of ribosome
Source: RefSeq, a predicted model, not a curated record